Messenger RNA from Saccharomyces eubayanus, 675 nucleotides. RefSeq lists its product as uncharacterized. Lineage: Eukaryota; Fungi; Ascomycota; Saccharomycetes; Saccharomycetales; Saccharomycetaceae. The transcript has a single exon. Gene Ontology annotation, cellular component: cytosol; glutaminase complex. The coding region runs from base 1 to 675 and encodes 224 amino acids. Gene Ontology annotation, molecular function: glutaminase activity. The record is from RefSeq and is a predicted model, not a curated record. Gene Ontology annotation, biological process: pyridoxal 5'-phosphate biosynthetic process; pyridoxine metabolic process.
AUGACCAUCGUUAUCGGGGUAUUGGCAUUGCAAGGUGCGUUCAUUGAGCACGUACGACACGUGGAAAGAUGCAUCGUUGAAAACAAAGAUCAAUAUAACGAGAAACUAUCUGUGAUUACCGUGAGGGAUAAAGAUCAACUAGCAGGAUGCAAUGCACUUGUCAUACCUGGUGGAGAAUCUACUACGAUGUCUCUUAUUGCUCAGAGAACGGGGUUUUACAAUGAUCUCUACAACUUCGUACAUGAUCCAAAGAAAACCAUCUGGGGUACGUGCGCGGGUUUGAUUUUUCUUUCACAACAAUUAUCCAACGAAGCAAAGUUGGUCAAGACGUUAGAUUUGCUAAAAGUCAAAGUAAAGAGAAAUGCGUUUGGAAGRCAAGCUCAAUCGUUUACUCAAACGUAYGACUUCUCGAGCUUUAUCCCAAACUGUACUGAUUUUCCUGCGACAUUUAUAAGGGCUCCGGUGAUAGAAAAGAUAUUGGAUCCUAAGGAGGUCCAAGUCCUCUGUAAGCUAGAAGAAAAAGACAACAGCGGUCAAGAAUUAAUAGUCGCUGCRAAGCAAAAUGACAACAUCCUUGUCACAUCAUUUCACCCAGAAUUAGCAGAAACCGAUAUACGUUUUCACGAUUGGUUUAUAAAGGAGUUUGUUCUAAAGAAUUUCAACAGAUACAAGUGA